Molecule: messenger RNA, 321 nt
Organism: Bactrocera tryoni
Lineage: Eukaryota; Metazoa; Arthropoda; Insecta; Diptera; Tephritidae
Gene: Cpr65Au
Product: endocuticle structural glycoprotein SgAbd-5
Exons: 2
Coding region: 1-321 (106 amino acids)
Cellular component (GO): chitin-based extracellular matrix
Molecular function (GO): structural constituent of chitin-based larval cuticle
Source: RefSeq, a predicted model, not a curated record
AUGAAAUAUCAAGUAGUUUUGUUGUUUGCUUGCUUUGCCGCUGUCUGCUUGGCUGCGCCACGUCCCGAUGAAGCUGAUGAGAAGGCAGAGACACUGCGCCUGGAAGCCGAGAAUAAUGGCGUCGAUAAAUACUCCUUUGCCUACGAUACCAGCAACGGUAUUUCACGCACCGAAGAAGGCGAACUCAAGACCAUCGACGAUAAUGCGGCCAUCGUUGUCCAUGGCUCUACUUCUUGGACGGCACCGGACGGCAAGAAAUUCGAACUUGUUUUCACAGCCGAUGAACUCGGCUACCAUCCCUCAAUUAAACUAGUCAGCUAA